GCGGGCGGUAGUUGUCAGUUAACAUGUUUUUUCACGAAUUUUUGAUUGCUGUAAUUUUUUGUAAUCUGUAAUUAAUUUAGUAUACACGAUACCCUGGUGGUUUGAUUAUUUGUGAGGUAUUGUUUUCUGUUAGUGUCACUUCUGUGUGCUGCUAGAGUUUUUCACAGUGAACCAACUAUAGAUGAACUAUGUCAACGGAACUUGAGAAAUACUUCAUCCUGUUGAAGUCCUGUCUAGAUUCACAACACAGUGCCAAAGCAAAAGAGUGUGUGAUCAGCAUUACAGACCUGGUCGCUGGUGGAGAAAAACAAACCGCCGCCGAAGCUGAGUAUUCGUUGGACAUCAUAUUCAACUCUCAGAACAGUGCCAUAGCAUUUCUGCAACGUUCCAUAAAAUCAUCCAGCCGCUUUCAGAAAGCAAACGAAGAAAUUUUCGAUCUCUUCCGGAAACUGGUACAAAAGCAACCAAAACUUGUGAGAAAAUCUGCUAUCGCAAUUCUUAAAGCAUGCAUCCAGUUUAUACAAUCGUCUUCGGUCAGCGCCCGAGAGCGCGAGCUGGCAACCACGGUCGUACAAGAUCUUUUGGUGUACAACUGUCUGGAUGAGGGUCACGACAUAUCUCAGCUGUUAGGAGAUCUACUGGUCGUGUUUGAUCAGCGAAAGUUAACCAAUCGCUUCCAGCAGAAUUUGUUCGAGCUGAUCGGAUUGCUAACGAAGGAUUAUCCAGAGUGUGUGUCGGAACAGCGCCAGAAGAAUAUUUUGGACACCAUGAUGAGUGCCGCUGAGGGACAAUUGCUGGAAGGAAGCUACCCUUCACUGAUUUCGCUAGCCGGAGCGCUGCAAGGAUUGAACCAUUUCCUGAUCAAUUUUGCUCCCAGUGAUUCGGGCGAUGACGUGUGUCGGAGGAUUUAUGUACUAAUCAAAAAGCUGUCUGACUGGGAUGAGGCCGUCAAGGAACGGGCGGCGUUUAGGAAUGCCAUCCGGUUACUCGAGCGACAUAGUGCAUUGUUUACCCGCUUCCUGUAUGUUGAUUAUCUCUACUGGCAGACUGUAUUGACUACUAAAUGGAUUCGUUCUGGAAUCGAAGACCGGAAGGUAGGAAUUUAUGCGUUGCAGUCCUUUCAUCGCGAAAUAUCUCGGGAGUUACUGAGUAGUGAAGAAAUAUUGAACCAGAGUAGCUCGGGAUCCAACGAUCGCACCCGGGAAGCGCGAAUCGUUGCGUUGAAUUAUUUCAUGAAAUAUUUCAAAGCUGUUCUGAUUGCACCAGAUUCCAAGCCCUACGAAGUGCGGAUCGCAAUUCGAGGCUUCGGUUCGAUGUCCGAGGCUUGCAGUCGAUUGAUGUCAGAUGAGUAUAUGAACGAGUUACUACUUCUGGUGAUGCAGAGGACUGAAUCUGUCUAUCUAAUAGAGGAAAAGUCAAAAGAUUUACUGGAGCAUUUGCCCGAUUUUGUGCAGGCUCUUUCCGACAUUAUGAGCCACGUGCGAGAACUAACGAGUGUGCAGCUAGUUUCUUUGCAAAAUAUUGUCAUUGGGUUGAUAAAAGAUUUUCACUACUUGAGUAGUUCUCACCACGAACUGGUUGUAGGAUCGCUAAUGAAAACAUUCUAUAAUUUGGCCAAGCUUGGUGGUACGGUUCUGGAAAGUUUGCUGGAAAAAAUUGUUCUAAGAGGAAUGAUUUGGAGUUGUUCUCAUAUGCUGGUUGUCGAUGCCAAUCAAGAGGACAGAGUAUCGGAAGGUAAAUCGGACUGGAAGGACUUCAUCACCUACAAACACUAUGUUCCUCUAUGGAAAGGGUUGCUCUCGCAGGGACCGAGUCUGCAGUUGGAUCGAGGACCAUUGAUAAAAAUUAUUUACACCCAAAUGAUGAAGACUUUGUUUCUAAUUCUGGAUAAAUUGGAUUUGAACACUAGGAAGCGAACUGUCAAAGAUGCCACCGGAGAAAUGCAAGAACUGUUUUUUUGUGAUCCUAAUGUGGAUCUUGUACCGGUCAAGCCGAAAGAUUUUCAUAUCUUUUUCAAUCUAGUCGAUCUUUAUCAGGACUUGUUCCGGUACAACACGGAGGUCAGGGAUCACUUUGAGGACUGGAUACCAAUAUAUUUCGAUUAUAUGGUGAAAAAAUCCAUUAUGCAUCCGCUAGUAAGCGGCUUCGUCAAAUUGAUAGAUUUAGGGCUGAUAACAGCCAACAGCUUACAGUACUUUCAGAUCCAGCAUUCCUUCAGCAAAGUAACUACAACAAAUCUGCUAGUGUACUUCCUGGAACUACAGAUUGCUAAAGCUCGCAAUUCAACCGGAGAGCUUCAACUCACAUGCCUUCGAUUCGUAUUGAAUGCACCGGUCAGUUUACUGCAUAGUUUUCUUGAGGAGGAUUCAAACGAUAUGAUCGACAUUCUUCGGAUAUCAUUCAAGCUGGGCAAAGGAAUGCUUUCUCUGGCAAAUAUAGCACUGUCUUGUGUGGAGCGUGUAGUCGCAUAUGAUUCCCCGAUUUCCGAACCUAAUCGUGAACGGGUUAUCGCCAACACUCUUCCACUUCUCGAUAGCUACCUUCAAACGCGCGAUACAGUGUCAUCUGCCAUCACGAACAGUCGUUUGGCGAAAUUUCAGAGGAAGCGAAGUGUCAACUUGACUAGCAGCAAAAUUGAGAAGAUUAAACUACAACAUGCAUUGGACAAUUCCGAGACUGAGUUGGUCAAAUUUCAGCGCCGGGUGGUUCUGUUUUUGGGAGAGCUGGAGCCGCACAUGUGCACAAAAAUUAUCCACCAUGAGUCGGCCGACUGUCAGCAGGAAACUGAGCGACCCUUGGUGCUGUGGGAUCUGGAUUCAAAUUGCAACAUCUCGCUGCAAUUACUAGCUACGGUUGGGAUCAGACCUAUAAUUAAGCUUGAUACAAUAAUAGCGAGAGUUUGUACGUUGGCCGUUGGGUCCAGCGACAGAAAGACGAAGGUUGCGGCAUGCGAGCUGCUACAUGCAUUGAUUCUGUACGUCAUCGGCAUACAGCACCACGAUCGGAUGACUAAGCUGUGGACCGAACUCUGCAACCACCUUCUGCAGCUCGGCACCGAUACCGACAUUGCCGUGUGCCAGAUGUUCGAACCAUUGAUUUUCCAAAUCAUUCAUUACCUCACGCAACCCUCCAAAAUUGGCCAGAAAGGCACUGAGGUACUGGCGAACUGCCUCAUGGAUUCAAUAUCGCAUCCCUCCGAUACCAGUAUACGUGAUUUGGCGGCACGCUGUAUUCGUGAAUUUCUGCUAUGGACCAUCAAACAGACUCCGGUCGGUCAACAGACGGCAUCGACUGCUAUGAAUCUAAAGGUGAUACUGGAAAAGUUACGCACCUACAGUCUGGAUUCGAACCCCAAUCGUCGGCAGGGAGCUGCCUUGGCGUUCAACAACAUCUACCGGGUCUUGCGCGAAGACGAAACGCACAUCGAACGAAGUUGGUUCGAUCUUUUCUAUGUGUUUUGUGUGAAUUUCAUCAUGACCGAAGACUUCGAUAGUUCAACAAAUAGUUUGGAGCAAGUAUCCGUCACGAUCGAUCACUUGGUGCGGGUUUUGAUUGUACGGAAAGAUUUAUUCAAUAAAGCGAGUUCAUCCAGGAUCAUACCAACUGUGUUUCGGGGUGGACUGCUGAAGGAUUUGGUGAUGUGGGUACUGAAACAGUGUAGUUCCAGGGAGACGAACUACCGACACAAGUGCAUGGAAGUGUUCCCGAGGUUAACGAAUGCCGUGGAAGGAUGCCGAUCCGGUGCCGAGUUUGUGCGAAAAUAUUCCACCGACGGAGAUGUUUUGAACAUGUGCGAUCAUGUGGAUGUGAUUUACGGGAUCCGUAACGCUUCUAACCUUCAGUUCAUCGUCGAAAAUAAUCUACCCUUGAUCGUUAACAUUUACACUUGGUUGGAGUAUCUCAGCUCCUCUAUGGAUAUGUACUAUUGGCUGUUGAGGAAUUCGUUGUUGCACAAUCCAGAAGAUUUUCUGCGUCAAUCAAACCUUUUCGCGGUGGUGGAAUUUUUCCUGACAUCUGUGGUAAAUGCUACGAUGUUUGAUCUCAUGUCGAUGCUUCGUCCGGAGAUUGUUGAGGAGAGUGCUGGUAGCAUCGAGUUUCGUGUUUGUACAGAGAAGAUCAUCAAAUACAACAUGUUAAAGUGUACGAUAACGGUUCGAAUAAUCGAUUUGUUAGUUACGGUCCUACCGCAACGAUGCUGUCGUAGCAUACCGGAGAGUUUCUGGGAAUCUCGGGCAGUGCUGAAUUUCAUAGUCGAUUUGGUUUAUGAGCCGCAGAAGAUGGGAUUUGAUUUCAAAUCGUGUCAGGAGACGAUCGCAAAGUUGCCUGAGAAAGUGGAACAGCUUUUAGCUAAGAUCGAGGGUUUUGAACACGGUAGUUUCAAGGAAAGAGUUCAUCAGGUUGUUGGAGAGAAGCUUGGUCGUACAAUUAUGAACGUCUCUGAGCGGUUGGAGGAUUUAAUGAAAGCGGAGACAAUUGGAUUGGAGGAUAGUAAUUUGGUGAAGGGGGUUAUGAUGAUUGCUAAGAGAUAUGAAACAUACAGACACUCUUUCGGCGAGCGUACCAAUUCGUUCUUGGAGGUGGUAUCGGAUAAAUUAAUUCAUGAUGUGUUCGACGGAUUGAAAGAGAAGCGUGUGGAGGAGUUAUUCCAGGCGACGCUUACUCCGUCAGUUAAAAGGUUCGCGGAAACUGUGUUACGGUGUGCUCUGAUGUUCAAAUCAGCGGCCGCAAUGGAACUUUUGAUAAAAUUGAUGCUCAACGAUGACAAGUUGAGGCUGUUUCAACAAUCCGACAAGUCUGGUAUCCUUCACGGGGAACAUUUCGCCAGCACAUUCCGGGAACCAAUUUACGACUACAUUGCACAGCAGAUACCCGAGAGCGUGGAGAAAUUGAUUGGUAGUUUGAACGUCACAAACUUUUCGAUGAUUGUCCAUACGUUAUGCAGCUUUCUGGAGUUCAAUUACCAAAAGAAUCGUUCGCAGAUCCAUGUUCUGAAAGCUGUAACCGAGCAAAUCUUGAACUCAUGGAAAAUCAUUUUCGAGGUAGCCUCGCAGGUGGAAAAUAAGUUCGGAUCGUCUGAUUUACAUUUGAUCGAACUUAUGUCCAACGUAGCAAUGGCUAGUCCGACUCCAAUAAGUCAAAUUGGUCGGAAAGCGUUAGGGUUCCAACCAUGGUUAUUGGGGCUCAUAGAGAAUCCACAAAACCAGCUGGAUCUCAAAUCAAAGGCAAUGUUUCUGCUACCGACAUUGGUUGGAGAUACGGAUUUCGAUUCAGCAGAGGUCUCCGCGGCUUUGCAGAAACUACAGGAUCAGCAUUUCCCACUACACUCGUCAGAGUUUAGUGCCAGUAGCGUGCAGAGGAUUAGUUUUGAAAGCUGCAUCCUAGCAUUGCUGGAUGCAAUGGUUGUUUCACGAUCACCGGUGAUUUUGAAAGCGGUUAUCAACGCAACGGCAGCUGAUCCAGAACAUAUAGCGGAGCAGAAAAUACGCACCGCUUUGGGAGAGUACAUAAGGAUUCAAACUAGCAGCCAGCAGUGUUAUAACUUGAAGGAGAUAUUCUUGAAGUUUUGCGACGAAUCGCUGGAGCCUAGUAUUCGUCUAACAGUUCUGAAGCGGUUCCUAAUUACCGGAAUACGUUUGGGUAGCGUUGAAACGAUAUUGGCUUUCUACAAACUGGUCAUAAAGAAAAUCUAUGAAAUGAUUCGCAGUAACUACGGUCAGUUCGGAGCUGGCUGGGAUGCAGAACAAGCGCUGGUGAAUCGGUUCGGUGGAUUCCAGUUAAUCGAAUUGUAUGUUGCAAUACUGCCACAAAGUAUGGUUAUCACCGAUGAUUGCAUGGUCGCAAAGGCUCUAUACGGCGAAAGUGGAAAAGCUCCAGGAAACAAAAUGAUCACCGAUUUCACGAAGAAAGCCUAUGCCUGUCGGGCGGAAGUGUUUCUUACACCAGACUCGCCGACUGCCGAAUUGUUCCGAAAAUAUCAGUGUGCCGCCUACCGAGCUCUGGCCGCUAUUAUAAGCAAUACCAAGGAAGAUCUACAGCUGUACAACGUGCUGUUGUUCCGAGAAAGUCACGAUAAAAACGAAUUUAUCUGGAGAAAACUUAUCAACUGUUCGGAAGACCAGAUAUACGAUUGUAGCAGUCAAGAAUUGGAAGAUUACCCGAAAAUAAAGGACAAAAUAGUCUCCAUCCGUCGACUGACGUCCGCGUCUGGGAAAUCUGCCAAUCGUUUCAAGUACAUUCAGAUGACCAGUGUGUUUGAAUCCUCGUUGAGUCAAGAUGUUACCAAGCUAGACUUGAACUAUUCGGUAGUUCGAACGACACAGGAGGUAUCGGUAAGAGAAGUCGACGAAUUAAGUCAGCAAGUCCACCGUCGAUUUACCGUACCGCUGGAACAAUCGAAAUUGAAUGAUCACGAAGUCAUGGCUACGGUUUGUGCAGUCAUCCAGCAUAUGCACGAAAACAAGAUCACACCGACGGUGGAGGGAGUACGUGCAGUGCCGCCACCGUGGGUUAAGUUCUUGGUAGCUUCCGUUAGUGAUCGCGAUCAGCACAAAAACGUUCGGCUAUUCUUGACAAAAGUCAUAGACAACUGUCGCCAGUGGUUGAAGCCAUAUGCUUCUACGCUUGUUCCUGCGUUGAUGCAGGUCAUCGUUGAUGAGUGCAUUUCUGCGCAGUUGAACACCUUCGUGACUGACCUGAUUGCACUGAUACUCGAGUGGAGUGACGUCUUUAAGCCGAGCAGUUUGGACGAAAUCUGUUUAGCGUCUGGGCUGGUUAAGUUUCUUAUGCGACAUUGUUAUCACGCUAGGAGAGAAGUAUUCCGAUUGAAUCUAGAACUGGCGAAGAAUUUGAUCGAACAAUGGAAGACCGUUAUCAAUGUUCCAGUUCAACUAUUGUACGAUAUGAUUGGGCCGUCGCAGGACCCGGAAUCCAAGCAGAACCUUUGCGGUUUGCAGCUGAACGCGAUCGUGUUGGCAAAUGGGUUAGUACCUUGGACAGAAACAUCAAAGUUUGACUUCAUACGAGCGAUAUUUCGUUGUUUGGAUUCGGAGAAGACUGCAGUUUAUCGACCGGCUUCUGAGCUGUUGGGUAUGUGUUUGAGCCAUCUAUAUCCGGAGGGGGAGCAGUCCGAAGAUGAACGGUAUCAGAACGAAUUUUUGGCAAAACUUAUGGCGUUGAGAAAAAUACACGAGAACAAGUUUAUGGAUGUUGUUUAUGGGAUUCAUAAGUCUUUCUCACCGGUUGUUGAUUCGUUCCUGGUCGUGAUUUCGCAUGCCAUACCAAAUGCGACUGGAGCUUCGAAGAAAAUCUAUCUGGAGAUGUUGCUAUCACGCGUGGAAGCAUACAAGGAACAGGUUCACCGCGAACUAAUUUCCUUGGAUUUGAAAGGAUUAUUGAGAGAUCGUACCUAUCAGUUGUUGGCCUUACAUCUCAUCAAUAAGUCCCUUUCGUUAAUGACACCGCAGAAUUUGGACGACCUUCUCGUCAACGUGUUCUCUCUGGCCAGUAGCGAUCGCUCCGAUGUUCGGGACGUUGUUUACGAGAUACUAAUUUUCAUUCAUGAAAACUCCAUCCAAAGACUUCAAGAAAGUACUCAGCAGAUGCUUAGAAAGGCUCUGCUAGUUGGUUUAAACGACUCGGAUCAGUCGCUUCAAAGCCGUAUAUUUGAGUUCUGGAUGGACGGAUCACGUUUCCCGGAAGAAAUAGAUGCCCGCUUUCAGCGAAUACUUUCUAGCCUGUACGAUCCAGCGCAGGAGGCAAAUUAUCUUGGCUACGCCACACAAAUCCUACUGGAUUCUGCUGUAAAGAAUCCGGAAUCGAAACGACGAAUCUUUCAGCACGAGUACGAAGCAGAUGUUAAACUACGAGAGUACUCCAUCGAUACACGCUGGCGUCUGCGGAAUUCUUUUGCAUCGGCACCAUUGUUUGUCGAGUCACAGCAACGUUAUCUCACCACAACCGAUGGUUCCCAAAUGGAACAGAUGAUCAAGGCUACACAAUUCGGGACUAGCGGCAAUGCUUUUGAACCGACAUUAGAUCCCACAGCGAUGAGUCAAACGGCAAGUACUUUCACGCUGCCCACUCAAAACUCCUUGCUAUUCGAAGUCAAUCCUCCCAUCCUGGACCGACGAUCACGACUAACAGCAGCUGGUACUGGAUUUGUAACCGGAAAAAGUUCCAAAUCUUAUGACAGCCUUCGCAAACGAAUUCUCAAAGACAAGGAACGAUCAGCACAUGAUCAGGCUUUGCGUGCCAUCGAACGCCAUAGCUACGAAGCCGUCCGCAAAGCCGAAAGCCACAAGAUGAAACAAAGCGAGGUAGUUCUUUAUCGCCGCUACCGAAUCGGAGAUUUUCCUGAUCUUCUAAUCAACAGUUUAGCCCUACUGUUACCACUGCAGGCCAUAUGUAGACGUGAUUCAGCUUUGGCACGACAGGUGUUCGUCUCUAUUUUCGAUGGUAUUUUGGACGAAUGGGAACAAAGUGAGCAACAUUCGAACGACAGGAUCCUAGCUAUCAGCCAAUCCAUCCAGAAGAUCUUGACUGAAACUAAGAGCUGCGAUCCGAAUCUGUUCGGUGCUCUUGUAGAACUGGCAAUGAAAAGACCAAGAGUGUUUGAUCUCGCGGCUGACAGCGUUGCUGCCGUUGCCUGCGGAGCCAACAUGAUGAGCAUGGGAGUACUUUAUCUGGAACAUAAGUUGCACGAAUACGAUUUCCCCGACGGGUCCAUCGUUUCGCACUCCUCCUCGGUCACGCUGGAAGCGAUACACUGGAUUAAGCUAGCCGAGCUGUAUCAUAUGUUGAACGAGUAUGAUGUCCUGGGGGAUAUAUUCUCGGAUAAAAUGGACAGCGAUACAAGACUUAAAAAAGCAAUCGAACUGGAGAGUAGCGGAAACUUCUACCGAGCUAGAGAACUCUAUCACAUAAUGAUCCGCGAAAAUCAAGGUCGCCUGGCAGAGCAAAAUUUUUGUUACCAAUCUUACUUCAACUGCUAUGCACAGAUGGGCAUGUGGGAAGAUUUGGAGAUUAUAUUAGAGAAACAAACCGAUGGAAAUGACGCAGAAGAUUUUUGGACGGAUGAGUGGAAUAUGGAAAACAUUCUGCCCAACUACUUCCACUGCAACACUAGGUUGAAUCUAGCCGGAGAUGAACGCGGCCGUGCUUUCAUAGUCCUGCUUGACCGAUGGAUGCUUAUCCCGGACCGGAUGGAUUACAUCAAGGCAAACUUUGGGGAAGAAAUUACGAUGCUGCAGCUAGCCAGUGGUGAGUACUCUCGUGCUAAAAUGUACUCCGAUCAGGUGUUGCGUCACUUCCUGCAAGAAUGGAGCUAUCUGGAUAUAAUGUCUGCCAAAUUAAGAGUACGGAAGUUACUUGACAUUCGAAAAGUUUCCGAGAUCCACGCGUUCAGCGAUCUGCUUGGCAAUCCUUUGGAACCGAAACAACUGCAUAAGCUGGUCGCCAAUUGGCAAAAUUCAUCCCCGAGCGUAUCUGACUCGUUGCUCGUUUGGGAUGCACUGCUGACGUACCGUAAAUUUGUGCAGAGCCUGUUAGAAACUAGACUGGAAGAUGCGGCAGAUGACCGGUUGCUACAGACUGAUUUUGUUGGUCUGCUGAAAGGUGCGAUAUUUGACGCGGAACUACAUCUGCUGGAUGCUGCAUUCGGACAAAACAACUUGCGAUUUGCCCGUAAAAUCAUCAAUCGAUUGGCAGCGUUAGCGGACGAGCAAAAUGAAAGCGGGUAUUGUUAUAGAAUCGCACAGCUGAAAAUGAGAAGAUUCUUUGAGAUGGAAAGCGGAGGCGGUCCGGCAAUUACUUUGCAACGAAUAGGUAAAAAUUUUGAACGAUUGAGAGUAGUCGUCGAAAAUGAUGAGUUGGGUCGGCAUCCGAACGUGAAGGUAGAGGGACUGCAAGAGCUUUAUUGUAUGUCGCAAACUUUACGGGAAAUCGUCCGGAAUAAUCCAGAGGCAGAUGUAGAAGCACUGAGACGGUUCCUACCAUUCGCUGGGGAAGAAUCGCUGGAAAUCCAAUUCAACCGGUAUUCGCGGGAGUGCUUGCAGAAAUCCAUCGAAAUAGCAAAUAAUUGUAUAUUGGAAAGCAGCACGGUGCAGGCUAAAGAUACAAUUCGUUUAGCUGACUGUCACUUAAAACUGGCGCAAUUCUGCUAUGAGGGGCUUGAACGAGAGGCGAUUGGAGAGACAAUAAAUCUCGAAGAACAACUGAUCACAUCGCUUCUAGCAUCGAUGCAGUACGGAUCCAAACCUGCAAGGCAGUUGUUUCCAUGCCUAUUACAACUUCCGCAUCUACAGGACGGAUCAUUGCAUCGAGUUUUCACCGAAGCUAGCAGUCCGGUCCCAGAGUGGAUGUUCCUACGUUGGAUUCCGCAGAUCCUUUCCUACGUUGAUUUCGCAAACGAAUCAUUUUUGGCGGAUCUGCUGUUACGGAUUGCCCGCAGCUACCCAAUGGCGCUGUACUAUUCGACUAAGCUUACCUAUGAAAAUUUCCUGAAGAAUGGUGGUAGUCAAUCGACGGGAACUUUUGCAUCUAAAAUACUAAAAACUCUAGAGUUACCUAAGUUGGAUCGUUUCACUAGAGAACUUUGCCACGUGCUUAUCCCUUCCAUGAAGGUGAAGAAGAUGGUUUCCGAUAUGUCGAUGAAACUCUUGCAAUCAUCAGAGAUAACAAACAACGCUCAGUUUCGGCAGCAGGUAACCGAUUCUAUGGUAGGCGUUUUUCCUGACGCUACAUCGGAUCUAGGGCACGAGCAUCGAAAAAUUAUACCACUGAAGGAAGAAUGGCUUAAACUAUUAGAGUACGAUUUUGAGAGCCAAAUAAAUGAUAUUUGGAAACGUUUGGAUCACGUAAGAAAGGAGGCAGAUAAGUUGGAUCCGAGGCACAACACACUCGACUUAUGUAGGUAUUCACCGUGGUUGGCCGCGUAUCACUUCAGCGAUCGAGAAGAUAUGUUGGAGUUGCCUGGUCAGUACAACGUGGACUAUCGGCCAAAUGUAUUGAAUCACGUGAAAAUAGUCAAAGUCUGCAACACGCUAGAGAUGUAUACCACUCUACGGAAGCCGCUUCGACUACAGAUCAUGGGAAGCGAUGGAAGGACAUAUGAUUUCUUGGUUAAAUUCGGAGAGGAUCUGCGUCAAGAUCAACGCAUUCAGCAAUUGCUUGGAACCAUAUCCACUCAGCUAUCGCUCGAUAAGCACUGUAAAGAUCACCAGCUGUCGGUGAGAACAUACGAAGUCAUACCGAUAAAGAACGACUUCGGUCUUAUCGGAUGGAUGCCGAACACAUCCUCAAUCAAAAGUGUAGCGGUUCGAUCGAUGGUACGCUUUAACCCGAAUGGGGACGUAACGAAUGUAAUCAAUCGUGAAUAUGAUCAGUUUUUGACGCAAACCGCAGGACUGUCCUCGGAUCGUAGGCCGAUGUUAUCGAAAGUUUACGGAAAAGUUGCAGCUGUUAGCACACCUGAGAAGAUCAUGUUGAAGUUCAACGAACUGCGUUACAAAAUCAAAGAGGAUGCUCUUAAACGGGCCCUUUUUGAAAUGACCGCUUCGCCAGAAUCGUUUUACAACCUUCGUGGCAACUUUGCCAAAAGCCUGAUGGCGAUGAACAUUUCCUGCUGGAUUUUGGGCAUUGGUGAUCGUCAUACUUCGAACCUUUUAAUUGAUCGCAGUAGCGGCAGGUUGGCCGGUGUAGAUUUUGGGAUUGCAUUCGGUGCAGGGACGCGUGACCAGGGAAUUCCGGAAAUGGUCCCCUUCCGUUUGACACCGCAGUUCGUUAGCGUUAUGGAACCGAUGCGCACAUCCGGUUUGAUGCACAAAUGUUUGGUUUACACCCUGGCUUGUUUGAGAAAUUCCAAGAAGCUGUUAAAAUCAUGCCUGGAAGUCUUUGUACGGGAACCGACGCUUGAUUGGCUGGAAGCGUCACGACGUCGAUUUAAUCAGGAAGACACUAAAAGCAUUCUGACGUGGGAUCCCCAAACCCGCAUUAAUAUUGCGAUUAGGAAGUUGAACGGAGCCAACCCGAAGGUGCUGGUAGCGGAAGAAAUGCGACUCGGGCAGGUUAAUCACACGCAAGAGUUUCUCGAGGGCUACCUGAAGCUAUUGCAGGUAGACACACCUGCACUACCGGAAGGAAAUUUGACCGUGGAGCAGCAAGUUCAAUGUUUGCUACAUGCAGCAACUAGCGGGUCUAUUUUAGGUAUUGCAUUCGCUGGAUGGUUUCCGUGGUUCUAGGCGGGUUGUCAAACUAAAUAUUGUUAUACGAAUAAAUGUUUACUGUU
Molecule: messenger RNA, 12283 nt
Organism: Topomyia yanbarensis
Lineage: Eukaryota; Metazoa; Arthropoda; Insecta; Diptera; Culicidae
Product: DNA-dependent protein kinase catalytic subunit-like
Exons: 8
Coding region: 189-12236 (4015 amino acids)
Biological process (GO): double-strand break repair via nonhomologous end joining; intrinsic apoptotic signaling pathway in response to DNA damage; telomere maintenance
Cellular component (GO): nucleus
Molecular function (GO): protein binding; DNA-dependent protein kinase activity
Source: RefSeq, a predicted model, not a curated record